AUGUCAGACACCCUCGUCUCCACGCUCAGAUACGCCAAUGCCGACAGCGAGGCCCUCAAGGAGGAAAAGGCCUACAUACUAAACUACACGGCGCCGCCCGGCCUGCCCAAGAGCAACUUCAAGAUAGAUUUCGUGCCCGACAUCACCAUCCGCAACCUGCGGACCGCGGACCUGACCUGGGACGAGAGCGGCAUCCGGCUGGCGAGGCUCAGCAGCUGCAUGCCCAAGCAGGAUUUCGAGGACGAGGCCAAGAUCGAGAGCGAGUACCUCGCCACCGUUCACGAGUGCCUCAAGAGGACCCUCGGGGCCCAAGAGGUCUGCAUCUUUGACUACAUGGUCAGGCGGCGCGAGCCCGCGUUCCCAUACCAGCCAAAGUCCAUGGACAACGCGCCGCAGCCGGCACUCUCGGCGCACAUUGAUUACACCACCGAUGAGAUCAAGGGCCGCGUGCUCAAGUACUUUCAAGAAAAGGCGGCGGCCUAUUCACAGCGGCAUUUUCAGAUAGUCAACGUCUGGAAGCCCCUCAACGGCCCGCUGCGAGACUACCCGAUGGCAUACUGCGACGCCAAGACCAUGGACCCCAGCACCGACCUGCUGACGGUCGACGAGGUGUUCCCGACCGUGGCCAACGAGGUGUACCAGGUGCUGUACAGCCCUCGGCACCAGUGGUACUGGAUCCCCGACCAGCAGGUGGACGAGGUCGCCAUCUUUGCCGGCUACGACUCCAGGAGGGGCCAGGCCGUGGCCGUGCCGCACUGCUCGUUCGACCUAGGCGAGGCCAGCGCUGGCGACCCUCGCGAAAGCAUCGAGGUUCGGGCGUUUGUAUUUUACGGUGACGCGUAA
This is a messenger RNA of Pyricularia grisea, 843 nucleotides long. RefSeq lists its product as uncharacterized. The transcript has 3 exons. NCBI's taxonomy places the organism in Eukaryota, Fungi, Ascomycota, Sordariomycetes, Magnaporthales, Pyriculariaceae. Bases 1 to 843 code for a protein of 280 amino acids. Gene Ontology annotation, molecular function: oxidoreductase activity. The record is from RefSeq and is a predicted model, not a curated record.